AUGAUGAACCUCCCUACUAUGCAAGCCCCAAUCCACAAAAAGCCAUUGCUACUCUACCUGGCCACUAACUUGUAUGCCAUUGGUGCAUUGAUCGCCCAAGAGGAUAGAGGUGGCAUUGAGCAACCAGUGUACUACAUCAGCCGUGCCUUAAAAAAUGUAGAAACUCGUUACCCAAGGGCAGAAAGGACUUGGUCAUCAGCCAUACUUCAUCAGCCAUACUUCGCAGAGGUUACACCAUUAUUUCUUGGCUUACGAAGUAUGGCUAAUGACCAAGUCCUAUGUUGUCAAAGUUUUGUUGCGGCAACCGAUCCUCUCUGUCAGAAUAUCCUAGUGGUUGUUACAUUGUCACAAUACGACUUGAAAGCAGAAAUGCCCAAGGUGAUAAAAAGUCAGGCUAUAGCACACUUGUUGGCGCAGUUUUCAGGAGAGGAAGAAUUCCCGCUGGAUGAUGAAGUUCCAGGGGAAGUAGCCAUGGUUGAAGAAGUCAAAGAACAAUGGGUAAUGAAGUUUGAUGGGUCUUCUACCGCCCAAUCAGGAGGAGUGGAAGUAGUUUUUUACCAUGAAGAAAAUGAGACAGUGGCGCUAUCAUUCAAACUGGAAUUCCCCUGUUCGAACAACAUGGCAGAAUACGAAGCCUAUCUAACCGGGCUAGUGACGUCUCUCGAAAUGAGAGUCAAACAUUUAAGGGUAAUGGGUGAUUCAAACUUGGUGGUCUGCCAGGCCAAGGGGAGCUUCUCCCUAAAAGAACCCAGCCUAGCCCCGUACAGAGCAAUGGCCCAAAAGAUGGAGGAAAAGUUUUCAACCUUCGAGAUAGAACAUGCUCCAAGGAAUGGAAAUCGGUUUGCAGAUGCACUAGCCACACUAGGCUCACAAAUAAUUUUUGAAGGGGAUAGCACCAGGAUAGAAGUUGGCAAGAGGAAAAAGUCUAUUAUUGAGACAUUGAAGGAAAGGUUCCAGGAGGAAUAG
Messenger RNA from Quercus robur (English oak), 966 nucleotides. RefSeq lists its product as uncharacterized. Gene Ontology annotation, molecular function: nucleic acid binding; RNA-DNA hybrid ribonuclease activity. The transcript has a single exon. Bases 1 to 966 code for a protein of 321 amino acids. The record is from RefSeq and is a predicted model, not a curated record. Lineage: Eukaryota; Viridiplantae; Streptophyta; Magnoliopsida; Fagales; Fagaceae.